GCCGGGGUGGCGGAGGCACGGUUUCCUGGAGUUCGGGAUCCGGGCUGCGGCCGUCCUGCUUCCCUUCCCGCGGGGGUCUGGGACAUGGCCAGAAAGGCUCUCAAGCUUGCUUCCUGGACCAGUGUGGCUCUUGCUGCCUCUGGUGUCUACCUCUACGGGAACAACUACUUGGACCCUAAUGACUUUGGCGCCGUUAGGGUGGGCCGAGCUGUUGCUACGACAGCUGUCAUCAGCUAUGAUUAUCUCACCUCCCUGAGGAGUGUCCCAUAUGGCUCAGAGGAGUAUUUGCAGCGUCGAUCCCAGGUGCACCUCCGCUCUGCCAGACGUCUCUGCGAGCUCUGCUGUGCCAACCGGGGCACCUUCAUCAAGGUGGGCCAGCACCUGGGGGCCCUGGACUACUUGCUGCCGGAGGAGUACACCAGCACGCUGAAGGUGUUGCACAGCCAGGCUCCACAGAGCAGCAUGCAAGAAGUCCAGCAGGUCAUCCGAGAAGACCUGGGCAAGGAGAUCCCUGAUUUGUUCCUGAGCUUCGAUGACACCCCUCUGGGGGCAGCCUCCCUGGCCCAGGUCCAUAAGGCGGUGCUGCAUGAUGGUCGGACAGUGGCUGUGAAGGUCCAGCACCCGAAGGUUCAGGCUCAAAGCUCCAAGGACAUUCUCCUGAUGGAGGUGCUCGUCCUGGCCGUGAAGCAACUCUUCCCAAAUUUCGAAUUCAUGUGGCUGGUGGAUGAAGCCAAGAAGAACCUGCCUCUCGAGUUGGACUUCCUAAAUGAGGGAAAGAAUGCCGAGAAAGUGGCCCACAUGCUCAAGCACUUUGACUUCCUAAAGGUCCCCCAGAUCUACUGGGAGCUGUCCACCAAGAGGGUGCUCCUGAUGGAAUUCGUGGAGGGAGGGCAGGUCAACGACAGGGCCUACAUGGAGAAGAACCAGAUAGACGUGAAUGAGAUCUCCUGCCACCUGGGCAAGCUGUACAGUGAGAUGAUCUUCGUCAACGGUUUCGUGCACUGUGACCCCCACCCAGGCAAUGUGCUAGUGCGGAAGCGUCCAGACACUGGCAAGGCUGAGAUUGUCCUCUUGGACCAUGGGCUUUACCAGGUGCUCACGGAGGAGUUCCGCCUGGAUUACUGCCAUCUGUGGCAGUCCCUGAUCUGGACCAACAUGGAGAGGGUGAAGCAGUACAGUCAGCGUCUGGGGGCCGCGGAGCUUUACCCACUGUUUGCCUGUAUGCUGACAGCCCGGUCCUGGGACUCCGUCAAAAGGGGCAUCAGCCAGGCUCCAGCCACCGCCACUGAGGACUCAGAGAUCCGCGGUAACGCGGCCAGCUACCUGCCUGAGAUCAGCCAGCUCCUUAACCACGUCCCUCGCCAGAUGCUGCUCAUCCUGAAGACCAAUGAUCUACUCCGUAGCAUUGAGACCUCCCUGGGCACCCGAUCCAGUGCUAGUUCCUUCCUCAACAUGUCUCGGUGUUGCAUCAGGGCACUGGCUGAGCACAGGAAGAGAGAUGCCUGUUCGUGCUUCAGAAGGAUCCAGAUAUCUUUCAGCGAGGCCUUUAGCCUCUGGCAGAUCAACCUUCAUGAACUUCUGCUGCGAGUGAAGGGCUCGAGGCUAGCCUGCUGGAUCUCCGCUGUCCUCGGCUGGCUGACUCGGGCUCCACACUGAGUGUGACUGUGGUCCCCUGCUCCUUCCUGGUGUCUUUCCACACCUCAUUUGUUCUUUCAUGCUCUGAGUACCCACUCACCCAUGUCAGCCGAGGGUUGGCCUGUGGUCCCAGGGUGGUUGUCGACGGCACCAUCACACUCUGCCAUUGGAGCCCCCCCCUCCCGCCCCCCCCACUGUAGCCUUGACUUGGGGCCCUGGACUGUACCGGGGAGUGAGUUAUCUUUCUCUAGGGAGGGGAUAAAGCAACCUUCUUCCCAUCUCCUGUAGGUGCCGUUGGCUUGGUCUUCCCUACUUUUAUGGGAUUGUCAGAAAGGACUGGCCACAUGUGCCAGAGGGCACGUUUAACUUGGAGGAAAUAAGUAGGUCCUCAGAACUGGCUAUGGAACAGACUGUGUUUUUGCCAUAUCACUCCCAAAGGCAUCUCACCUCAGCGAAGGCUGCACGUGAGGGUCAAGUGUACAGCUGUGGGCUCCUGCUGUCAUGGUGACACCUCCAGUGUUGUGUGUUUUGUGUUUCAAUAAACCCUUUCAAGGUUGCAGGGACUGUCCCUCCUGACUCAAUGGCUCCAUUUGGACUUAAGUUGCUCCUGGUAGCUGCUUCCAUGGGAAACCCAUAGGUUCCUCGGGAGGCCUAGGAGGAUGAAGUCAGGUUUGGUUUUAGAGUUUAUUUUCUGGGUUGGGAGCAAAUCUACAUGGUUGACAGUGGACCUGAACACCAUGUGCCCCGGGACCUUGCCCCUGGGAGCCAGGCAGGCUGUAAGACUUCCCCUGCCACAGGGCCACAUCCUGCUCCUUGGAGGCUUCUCCUGGCUUCUACAUCCCAGAUCUUCAUUGGCGGUAUUAAAAAGCCCAAAGCUUGGACCUAGGGGCAGAGAUAGACUCCCACUUGUUUCUAAUGACUGGGGCACUUACCUUGUUCAACUGGUUAGGUCCCAACUUACCCUCUGGUUCUCAGUCAAUGGCCUGAAUUUCAGGUCUAGGAUCGUACCUGUUCCUCCCAGGUCUUUGGAGACAUCAGUCUUCCUGAUGAAACCACAGUCUUUGUGGCUAUGUCCAUUCUGACACAUCCAUGUCACCUGUUGAAAUUCUGUUUCUGAUCUAUUGCCUUGUCAGCAUUCACCUCUCCUGAGUCCAUCAUCUGCUCCUGUGUCUGCAUGGUCUCUGGGUCUCCGAGACCCCACAUAUGGCAGGCCCUUGUCCAUGAUCACCCACGCUUGCAGAUGGAUAACUGUCUGAUCAGAAAACCCCAAAUCUGAGCCUCAUUUCUAUUCUCUUUGUUAAUGAUAUGACAAGCAGAUUUUUCUAGUGAUCAGAGACUAUUUGCAUUCUUUUAUUUUCUGAAAGAAUUGAUUGUUCUUGGUGACCAGUUGGAUGUAUCCAGGGACCCAGGAGAAUAAUUAGCAAGCUCUGUUAUUAAUCAUGAGGAUAUGUGCUGCAUUUUAUAUUUUAUGGUGUCUUUUACAGCCACUGAAGUAAAUAUAAAUGUCCUUUCUGUUCAA
Messenger RNA from Peromyscus leucopus (white-footed mouse), 3154 nucleotides. Its product is annotated as aarF domain-containing protein kinase 1-like. NCBI's taxonomy places the organism in Eukaryota, Metazoa, Chordata, Mammalia, Rodentia, Cricetidae. Gene Ontology annotation, cellular component: mitochondrial inner membrane. Gene Ontology annotation, molecular function: ATP binding; protein kinase activity. The record is from RefSeq and is a predicted model, not a curated record. Gene Ontology annotation, biological process: protein phosphorylation; lipid homeostasis; mitochondrion organization.